Molecule: messenger RNA, 429 nt
Organism: Papaver somniferum (opium poppy)
Lineage: Eukaryota; Viridiplantae; Streptophyta; Magnoliopsida; Ranunculales; Papaveraceae
Product: cinnamoyl-CoA reductase-like SNL6
Exons: 3
Coding region: 1-429 (142 amino acids)
Biological process (GO): steroid biosynthetic process
Molecular function (GO): 3-beta-hydroxy-Delta5-steroid dehydrogenase (NAD+) activity
Source: RefSeq, a predicted model, not a curated record
AUGGAUUCAUUUGCAAGAAACAAAUUUCAUAAUGGACUCGAUUACAAAGAAAAACAUUAUUGUUGCAUUAUUAACAGUAAAAGGAGUGCAAGUAAUUUGCAGCCAUUAAAAGGACUAGCUAGUUGUCUAAACAAUAAGAAAUUGAAGAUAUUUGAAACGGAUCCUUUUGAUUAUGAAAGUAUUAUAAACGCUUUGAAAGAUUGUUCUGCUUUGUUCUACACUUUCGAAACUCCUCAAGAACAACCCAUCUUCGAUGAGUUUAUGGCUGAAAUUGAGGUUAGAGCUGCUCAUAACGUAUUAGAAGCUUGUGCCCAGACAAAUACGAUGGAGAAGGUUAUAUUCACAUCAUCUGUAACAGCAGUUAUUUGGGGAGAAGACCAUAAAUCCACCACCGCCGACGAAGAACUCUCUGAAAGGAAUUUGGAGUGA